Molecule: messenger RNA, 1068 nt
Organism: Aspergillus saccharolyticus JOP 1030-1
Lineage: Eukaryota; Fungi; Ascomycota; Eurotiomycetes; Eurotiales; Aspergillaceae
Gene: swc5
Product: putative Swr1p complex component (Swc5)
Exons: 2
Coding region: 1-1068 (355 amino acids)
Source: RefSeq, a predicted model, not a curated record
AUGGCCGUCACCACCGACGCAGUUUUCAACGAAGACGAAUACAACUCCGACUCCGAUUCAGACUUCCAACUCGACGACGCCCAGAACGACGACGACGAUGCCGGCUUAACCUCAUCCGAUGAAGAAGAAGCCGCAGAGACAGCGCAAGCGGACCAACCAAAGGCCAAACGGCGGAAAACAACCCCUGACGAUGGUGCAGCAGCCGACGGGCUGGAUUCCGGCGACGAAGCCACCAUCCAAAAAGAAAAGGCGAAGCGGAAGACCGCCGAGGACGAAGAGGAUGAGGGAGGCACGGGGGGUUUUGUCCGUACGCGGGCUAUGAAGAUGCGCGCGCAAGAUGAACGCAAACCGCUUGCAAAGAUCGACGGUGCAACUGUCGAUGUCGAUGCGCUGUGGGCGAUGAUGAACGCGCCGGAGAACAACAACGGGCUGCACACGCCGGAGCAAGCCGCAAAGGAAGACAGUGGCCGGGCGGCGACGGAUGGCGAGACGACGGGUGAUGUCGAAAUGCAAGGACCCUCCACCGAUCCAAACCACAAAUCAUCCGUGUCGAAAUACGCAGAGGAGAUGGUGCGGAUCAAGCGCACCUACAAAUUCGCAGGGGAGACGAUCACGGAGGAGAAGCUCGUCCCCAAGGACUCCGCCGAGGCAAAGCUGUACCUGGCCAACAACAAUGAGGAGAACGUCGAGACGGUCACGGCCGCCGCCGCCGAGGACGAUGCCACCGCCGGAAGCGCAAAUUCGGCGGUGAAGCUACGGCGCCCGCUGCGCAGGGUAUCGCGGUUCGAUCCCAACCCAACCGGGACGAUCAAGAAGAGCUGGGCGAAGCAGCCUGGUCCGGAAAUCACCGGACACCCGGCGGACGAGAACGCGCGGGGUCCCAAGAUCAACACCGUGGAGAAGUCGCGGCUGGAUUGGGCGGCGUACGUGGAUCAGGCCGGUCUCAAGGAUGAGCUCAAGGUGCAUAGCAAGGCCAAGGAGGGCUUCCAUGGCCGCAUGGAGUUCUUGGAUCGCGUGGGGGCGAAUAUCGAGGAGGAGAGACGGAAUGCGCGUCUGAAGGGACUGUGA